AUGCCACGUUUCCCCAAGGAUACAGGAUUCCAGACUAGCGAACAUAAACCUGAAGAUGUGAAGAACCCAUCUGUUCAGUCCAAGAACCGCCGAAGGCGAUAUCUGGACCUGCAUCCAGAGUAUUUCUCGGCAGAGCUCGAACUAGCCGACCCAUUGCUUUACGAUCGUCUUAUUCGCCGAUUUCUGACACCACAGGAGAGAGAAGCACAGGGCCGAGAGAGGGGCUUCUCGGGCGUGCUGCAGGCAGAUUUAAUGCGGUCUGAAGCCAAGAUGGAAGCGCUUGCACAACCUGAUCCCCGCUCUAUGUUCAGUUAUACGCGCGGUCCCAAUGGAGAAAUUCUUGCCGAAGACCGAGAUGAUAUCCCCUCCAGCAAGGAGGAGGGCCAAAAGCGCUGGCAGUGGGAGAUGAGUCUACGUUUCAUCAGAGGCGAUGAUUCUGAUUUUGAGUACAAAACCGUCGAUCAGAACGAUGAAUACGAUGAUUGGUCCAUGCAUCAAGACAAAUACUUCGAUGAGGAGGAGCCUGAGGUCGAUGAAGAUUCGCAGCUUGAGGGCGAAACGGGUAUUCAAGAUUUUUGA
This is a messenger RNA of Penicillium taxi, 579 nucleotides long. RefSeq lists its product as uncharacterized. The record is from RefSeq and is a predicted model, not a curated record. NCBI's taxonomy places the organism in Eukaryota, Fungi, Ascomycota, Eurotiomycetes, Eurotiales, Aspergillaceae. The transcript is spliced from 2 exons. Bases 1 to 579 code for a protein of 192 amino acids.